AUGAUCUGGUCCUCGUCCCUUUUGAAAGGGAAGCGAUCGAGCAAAUCGAAGAUUAACCUGAGAACAAGUGACACAGAUAAUCUUGGAAUUGCGCUGAUAAAUCACUCUUCACAACCGAACGUCUCAGUCAGUUUUUACCAUUCGCGCGUAGCAACUGGUCUAUUAACGUCUUCAGUGAUGCGCGUAUUCUACGUCGUAAAAGCGUUGCAAAUAGUAGUGGCUGCCGUGGUGAUCUUCCGACUGUUGCACAUCGGCAACUUUUGUGAGACCCGUCAUAUUCACUCUCGAAGCGAAUGUUUGGGUGCCAUGAAACUCGCAAUACCACCUCUGAAUUCGAUACUAACAAAAAAAGACCUUACUCUAGAAGAGGUCCACGAAGAAAAUACAAGACGACGCAAAGGAAUGCUGAAUAGUUUGGAAGAACCAAAACAGGAAAAAGUUGCUAAGACUGAGGAUCUCUCAAAAGCUAUUGUCGCACCAAAAGCUGAAAGCCACGUCGCUCACAAUGAUUCAGCAUCAGUGCCACCGAAAGCAAAGGUCGAGCCAAUUGUGGAGAACGACAAGGAUCGCGAUGAGAAGCAUGUUACUGAGGAAGUGAAGAGGAGAAUAAUAAAGAAGGCGGUGAGAAUUGAGCCCUUGAUCGAGAGGGAAAGUAAGGAGGCAGAUGAUAAGGCGGAACAACCACCGAAAUCCGAUACACCUGAAGCAAAGGAACACUCGAAACCGGAAACACCUAAAGAACACUCGAAACCCGAAACACCUCAGGCAGAAGGACAGUCGAAACCUAAAACACCCGAAGCAAAAGAACAUUCAAAGGAGGAAAAAGUAGUUAAGGAUCAACAUGACCUUAAAACAAUAGAAAUUAAGAAAGAGAACUCCAAAGAGAAGGAGACGAACGUCAAGCCAACGGUGGAAAAAGAAAAGAUUGUGGCAAAGGCAGCCACUCUGAAACCAGCGGAGAAAGUCACCGAGCAUGUUCCUACGAGGCCACCAACAGUCAAACUAGUGAACACUGUCCUAAACUGUUUGGAGAGCAGUGUGCAAGACGUCCUCGGUUUCGGUGACAUCGACCUGUCGCAAAGUUUCGCGCUUCGACUUCCUCUCGCUUGCCUUAUCGUGAGUAUGAUUGGAACAGGCGCUAGCAUGGUACACACCUUUACGAAUCUAUCCAGACCACGAAGAUGUCGGACAUUUUUGGAGAAUGUGGCGCAAAUUGUACUCUGGAGUGUCUCUGGCUUCGCACUGUUCCUUUUACGUCAAGAUUGGGAGACGACGUGGAACAAUUCAAGUGCCGGGACAUUUGAACCUGACUAUCCUACCGCAUGGUAUUGUUCAGAGCUUAUUUGCUACGUGAUGAUUGUCGUGUUUCUCAUAGAAACAUACUUCUACGACUACUGUUUCUAUAAGAUCUAUGUCGAAGAGAGCGUCGGCAAUUAUACGGUUGUUGAUCGACCUGACUAUGGGAAUUCGAUCUAUAGCAGUACCUUGGAACCAACUGAAAAUAUCGCGCUGUAA
Messenger RNA from Necator americanus (New World hookworm), 1515 nucleotides. RefSeq lists its product as uncharacterized. The coding region runs from base 1 to 1515 and encodes 504 amino acids. The transcript has 9 exons. Lineage: Eukaryota; Metazoa; Nematoda; Chromadorea; Rhabditida; Ancylostomatidae. The record is from RefSeq and is a predicted model, not a curated record.